GCGCCCGAACGCCACGCGCCCAAAGCGUUGCAUUCAGACGCUCUCUUCCCUCUCUUUUCAACCUUUCCCCCACGCCGACUUGAUGGCUCAAGGCAUCAUUGAGACCCUCACUGCGGCUGCAAGAAUCCUCUUCUCAUCAUUGGGGCAACAGAAUACACGUCGACUUGGAACAGCAAGUCUGGCACUGUGGGUGUUGCUGCGGUAUGCGUUGAGCAAGUCAUCCAAGGGCAGGCUCCUCACCAGUCCCGAAUCCGUCGCUCGACCAGUGGAUGUUAAUGGGAUGGAGUUCGAUGAGUGGGAUUUCAUCGUUGUUGGUGGAGGGACUGCGGGGUGCGUUCUUGCAUCUCGUUUAUCUGAAAACCCAACGUUUCGCGUGCUGCUGAUUGAAGAUGGUGAAAGCGGAAAGGCUUUGGUGGAGUCAAGAAUGCCCUCUGCUUCGGCUGCCCUCUUCCGCUCUAAGCAUGAUUAUGAGUUUUACACUGAACCACAAGUGCAUGCGGCUGACCGCAAAGCUUUUUGGCCAAGAGCUCGACUGCUUGGCGGAUGCUCCUCUAUCAAUGCACAGAUGGCACAGUACGGGGCGCACUCAGAUUUCGAUGAGUGGGCUCAAGUCAUUGGUGAUGAUUCGUGGUCGUGGAAGCAUUUUAGCAGAUACUUCCGUAAGUUUGAGAACUUCCAACCCGAUCCAGAAUACCCCCACAUCGACGUCUCGCAGAGGGGAGCGGGUGGCCCUGUCACCAUCGGAUACAACUCGCAUACUUUUCCGGGGUCUCCACUGUUCGUCAAAGCCGCAAUGGCUGCCGGUAUACCGUAUAGUAGAGACUUUGGCGUUGAGACCGGGCUGAAAGGAACGAAUAUGGUACUGACGUACGUCGACUCUAGAUCCGAACGCGUCUCGACGGAAACCGCGUAUCUCACUGACGAUGUGCUCUCACGCCCCAACUUGUGCGUCCUAACGCACGCCCGUGUGACCAAAAUUGUCUUCUCCAAGAAUGUGAACGGUGCAUCUCGUGCGACUGGGGUCGAGUUUGUGCGUACGGUAGAUGGCGCAAACGGAAGGAGAUGGAGAGCCAAAGCAUGUAGGGAGGUCGUACUAUCCGCUGGAGCUAUCCACUCCCCUCAGAUUCUCAUGCUCUCUGGGAUAGGGCCUGCAGGGCACCUCGCCCACCAUCGGAUUUCUCUGGUUCAUGAUCUCGCUGGUGUCGGCGGGAACCUUGUCGACCACACUGCGUUUUAUGUGCGCUUUGCCGAUAAGAUGGGAAUCACCAUCAACUAUGGCAUUCCCUAUGAUGUGCCGUCUUUCGCCAAGCUCAUGACUGCGAUGGCCAGAUAUCAGCUUGGUGGAAAGGGUCCGAUUGCCUCUAAUGGUGGGGAGGCUGUGGUGUUUGUGCGUUCAAACAAUCCAGACCUUUUUCCUGAGAGCGAGUGGCCUGAAGCCAUUGAGGAUGCGAACUCGGGGCCUGAGAGUCCAGACAUCGAGUUAAUCCUCUACCCAGCGCCAGUGGCAAACACCAGAAACCUUACCAUCAAGCAGGGACUGCACGGGUACACCAUUGUUGUCGUAAACCUUAGACCCACUAGUCGUGGCUCAAUACGACUGAAGAGUAGUGACCCUUUUGACUCACCGUCUAUUGACCCGAAUUACCUCGCUACACAGCAUGAUAUGGACGUGAACAUCCGAGGCAUCCGCCUCGCAUACAAGAUCGCGCACACCGCUCCGCUCACGGACAUGACGGACACCGACUGCAGAGAUCCGAUCCUUGAUCACCACUUUGACAAGCUUACAAACACGGAGAUUGAGAAUAUUGUCCGUGAGCGCAUUGAGACCAUAUACCACCCUGCGUGCACGUGCCGCAUGGCCCCGCUCGAGGAAGGUGGGGUUGUUGGCACGGACUUGAAGGUGUACGACGUCGAAGGUCUAAGAGUAUGCGACGCCAGUAUAUUCCCGACGCUUGUUUCCGGUCAUACGGCCGGUGCGGUUAUAGCAUCUGCAGAGAAGCUAGCGGAUCAGAUCAAAGCCGAGUAUAGAUUUCUGAAGGCUACUUAACUCAUCGGCAAAGUGUUUUUUGCCCUUGCACUCUGGCUAUUGCCUCGCCUCAUCGCCUCGUCGUUGACUGAUGCAUCGGCCUUUCUGUCUGUGAACCUUUCUUCACGCAUUGUAUUGUACGUACUCUAAGCUUCCUGUCCCUUUAUUUAGUGUUGCGCCAGUGUAUAUCCCAGUUUGACCAGGCC
This is a messenger RNA of Coniophora puteana RWD-64-598 SS2, 2232 nucleotides long. RefSeq names its product alcohol oxidase. The record is from RefSeq and is a predicted model, not a curated record. The transcript has 11 exons. Gene Ontology annotation, molecular function: flavin adenine dinucleotide binding; oxidoreductase activity, acting on CH-OH group of donors. Bases 83 to 2047 code for a protein of 654 amino acids. Lineage: Eukaryota; Fungi; Basidiomycota; Agaricomycetes; Boletales; Coniophoraceae.